UCAAACAAGCUCACUUUAUAACACAACAUCUGACGACCAAUACCAAUUUAGUAAAUUCUAGUAGGACAUCAUGGAGAUCAUUGACACACACAUACAUUUGUGGACUCCUGAAACUCACCCGUUGGUCUCGAACUUCAAAAUAUUUAAAUCUUUCCUUACUUACCUGACGGACGACUACAAAAAAGACACAGAGGGUCACAAUGUGGUGCAGUGUGUGCAUGUGCAGGCAGCAUGGCUGGGGGACCCUGUUGAGGAAACCGUCUGGCUGAAUGGGCUAGCAGACAGUACUGGGACACCAAAUGCUAUUGUGGGCUACUGUGACCUGUCUUCCCCCGAUGCUGAAGACAUUCUCAAGCGACACAGUGAGCACAAGAGAAUGAGAGGAAUUAGACAAAAUUUAAUGCUGUUAAACUUGCACAAAACACACCCGUAUAAUGCCGUGCCUCACGAUGACUACCUCACUGACCCAAACUGGAUCAGAGGAUUCGCUCUCCUUGAGAAAUACAACCUCUCUUUUGACCUCCACAUACUACCUGGCCAAAUGAAGAGGGCUGCGGCAGUGGUUAGGGAUUACCCUGGAGUGAUGGUGAUAGUGAAUCAUUGUGGGGUCCCGUAUGAGAAAACCCCUGAGUCAAUGAGAGUUUGGAGGGAAGGUUUGCAAGAGUUGUCUAAGUGUUCUAAUGUGUAUGCUAAAGUGUCUGGGAUGUUUUUUACUGACUCGAAAUGGAACCAGCAGUCAAUAGAAGAUGUGGUGAAGCCAGUAUUAGAGAUAUUUGGAAUUGACAGAUGUGUGUUUGCUAGCAACUUUCCAGUUGACAAAAUAAAUGGGACCUUUCAGCAGCUGCUCAGUGCUCUGGAGCCUAUCCUCAGUGUCUACUCAAAAGAAGAUCAACAAAAGUUCUACGCUGGGAAUGCAAGAAAGUUUUAUAGAUUAUAAUACAACUGUGUAGGGUAAACACCUAAGUAAUUAGAAGAAAACUGUAUGCACGGCAUUGAUCUCAGGAAAGGUUAGAUAAGCUUUACCAUGCAAGAUGAUGAUAACAUUAACUAUCUAUAGGCUGAAUGAAAGAAUUAAUUAUAUAAAAUGUCUUCAAUUAUUGGCUGGGGGUUUUAAUUAUUGUCUCUGGUGAUGA
Halichondria panicea is the source of this 1133-nucleotide messenger RNA. RefSeq lists its product as uncharacterized. The transcript has 7 exons. The record is from RefSeq and is a predicted model, not a curated record. Gene Ontology annotation, molecular function: hydrolase activity. NCBI's taxonomy places the organism in Eukaryota, Metazoa, Porifera, Demospongiae, Suberitida, Halichondriidae. The coding region runs from base 71 to 937 and encodes 288 amino acids.